CAGAGCCUGCAGUGCCUGAUCGCGCUAACCAAGAGAUCUAUUUAGGAAAUAUCAAACUCUCAGCUCUUCAGAGAGGACAAGUACUGGAAAGCAGUGAAGGCAGCCUUAAAAACCUGCACUGGACAAGUGGGCAAGGGUCAAAUCCAUCAGGGGAAUUCAGACAAAAUCACCUUCAGCAGAGCAGCAUCUGGUCCCGAGCUUGAAAUCAGGAGAGGAGAGAGGCUACACGGCAAAAAGGAGCAGAGAAAAGUGACUGGAAUGAUAAGAUGAGAAGCAGGGAUGCGCUGCUGAAGCUCUCCCCUAAUGAGGCCCUUCUGGAGCUCCUGCUUGUGUUGUCGCUGGGGUUGCACGUCCUCGCUGUGUGCCCUUCCAUGUGCUCCUGCAGCCGCAGCCACCGGGAGGUAGACUGCUCAUGGAGGGGUCUGAGACAGCUGCCCGAUGGCCUGCAGCACAACAUGCGCUCCCUGAACUUGUCCAACAACCGAUUUCACGACCUCGAUGGCCAUCUCACUUCAUACACCCAUCUUCGAUUCCUCGAUUUGUCCAACAACCGGCUGAGCCACCUUCCCGCCGGCUUACCACGUUCCCUCUGGCAACUCCAUGCCGCCUCCAACCGCCUCCAGUUGCUGGAGAAGAACGACACAGUUCACCAGUGGAAUCUUCGACUGCUCGACCUCUCUGACAACAAGCUGGAACGGGCAAUCUUCAUCAACAAUACACUGAUCAACCUGGUCACGCUCAACCUUAGCAACAAUCACUUCAGGACCUUGCCCACCAACAUGCCUGCGCGCCUCGAGAAUAUCGACCUGUCCCACAAUUUGCUGAUGAAGGUGCUGCCUGGUUCUCUGGAUCGUCUCCUCAGACUAACUCACUUCUAUCUGCAUGCUAACCGCUUCUCCACGCUGCCGUUUGGAGUGUUGGACAAGGUGACAUCGCUUAGAGUCAUCACUCUGGGCGACAACCCUUGGGCGUGUCACCACUAUGACGACAUCACGUACCUACUCUCCUGGACUCAGCGUAUACCUGCCCGCGUCCUGGGCUGCCCCUGCCACAUCCGGCCUGUCUGCGGAGGGGUGCGCCCUGGCAGGACUGGAGGGUGGCAUUUUGCCUCCUAUAACCUCCCCCCACUGGCAGCGAGUGCCCAGGCCUUGAGCUCCAUGGCCCCUGAUGCCAGUGUAACAGGGUGGUGGUAUUCUUCUGGUUCUGCUCUGCAAAGCACCCCACAAACCUCAGAUGAGAUCACAUGGCACCACCCUUUCACAGCCAUUAGCACCUCCACCCUGCGACCUGGAAGCAGAGACACACACCUAACUAUUAAUCACAUCUCUGCAUCUGCUAGCCCAGCUGCCGCGGAGCACAUGCUCAACACUGAUUUCAAUCUCAUCUCCGGCAAAAAUAAAGACUCAUCCGCUGACUCACUCCACACCACCGACCAAUCCUUUUCUGACACAAGCUUCAUUGCUGAAACACCCAUCAUUGCUGACGUGACAUUGGCCACAGGCAGCUUCUUUACAACAGAGAGCUCCUCCAUCCAAACAAAAAAGACAACCACUCUGCGCACCAGGAGUGUGAGGAGGAAAAAUCAGUCCCUUUAUAACAGUGGCCCGACUCUUGCUACAGACUCCUGGCAGCCUUUCCUGUGCAACCUAGGCCUUUUGUCUGUCCUUCUGCCACAAGUCCUCUGAAAGACAAAAACACUGAGUACUGUACAUUUACAGCACAAACUAGUACAAGACACACAAGACUUUUGACUGUUGUAGUACUUUUACGUUUGUAUACAGCAUUCUCAAAAAAAGGCACACAAAUACAAAGGCUGUAUGAGGAGCUUAAUAAUUCCUGCUACUUUUAUAAUAAUUGCUCAUUGCAUUAUGUUUUCUAAAAAUACUUUUUACAAGCAUCCACUUGAAUAAAAAAAUAGCAUUGUAAUGUAUAUAUAUAAGCACAUGAUGGCACUAUACAUUCAGGUACACAUGUUUCCUGUCGCUGAAUGUAUUCUGGUGCUUAGCUGCAACCAUGGUCUACCCAGAUCAAUGCUGUCCUAAAAUGAUUGUGCAUCUUACAUUUUUCCCAUUUUCUCCAAAUAAUUAAUGUAUUUGGCUAGUGUUGCUUUGGUCAUAUUUGUUUUGUAUCUUAUUUAUUGCAUUGGCUUCCAAAAAGGUACAAAGCUCAAGGUUUUGAAUGAAUUAUUGUGCCUACAGUGUUGGGUAAGCUUCUUUAAAAGUAAAAAGCUUUGCAAUGCAACAAUUAUUUCACAUUUAACCACGGCUGAAAACAUUUAACCACGGCUGAGCUUCCAGAGAACUUAUUCUGGUAAAUAAAGCUACUUAUAAAAAAGUAGUUCAAACUACUGAAAAGAAGGAUCAUAUUUACAAUGUACAUUGGAUACAGAUUGUUAGAAAAACAUAAUGGAAAAAGGCACAUGCCAGCAAAUAAUGUCACUCAAUGAAGUGGUGCAGGAAUUACGUAUUUUUGUAAACCAACCUGGAAGUUAGCAUUGCACUGGUUCCUUUGACAAAAGGCAAUUACAUCCAUUCUAUUGGAUUUUGGAAUGAUGCAGACUCGUUUUCAGCAUGAUGAAGAGUAGUUUCAUUUAGUCACUCUUAGCAACCACAUAGAAUAUAUUGCUUAUGCAAUUAAAAAGCAGAAUCUUUAAGGGCAUGUUUUAUGUGCUAAUACAAAAAAAUACCCCACUCAAAUUUUUUGGAACUUUUAUGAAAAAAAAUGGGGCAGAACUGGUGAAAUGGGGCUCCUUUCAUUUUAUGGCCCAAAAUGCUUUGUAGUUUGAUUAGUUGAUGACAAAAGAAAUUGAAAAAAACUUGAAUGUACUGUAGUUAAACUACUACAGUACAGCUAGUUACUGUAAAGUAAACAACUGGGUUAAAUGCGAGUAGUUCACUACUCCCUAACACUGUUUGCCUAUUUGAAUAGAUGUCCUUGAUGCCUGCCUGCACAAACCGUAACCACAAAUCCCUCUGCCCCUUUUUGAGGUAAAGGAUAGAUGUAAGAAACUGGCCAUGCCAUGUGCAGGAAAAGGAAUACAAAAAGAGUGUGUGGAGCGGUGGGAAAACCAAAGGACAAUGUUGCAUCACUAUCUUUAAACAACUCUGUGCCAAGUACUGCUUCUGUAUUUUGAUCACAUCUUAAACUUAAGUGUCCUUCAUGAUUCACUGAUGCUUGUGAAAAUGAUCUGCAUGGUGAUUGAGCGCUUCAGGAAUACUAACCUAUAUUGCGGCAGAGCAAUAAAGCACAGACAUUCUCAGCUAGUUUUUAAGAUAUUCCAAUCUCUGUUGCAUUAAGCGUAGAAAACAGUUUACAUUUUAGAAAAACCUUGUUCCAAAAGGGGCCAACAUAGUAGAAAACGCAUCAUGGCAAGUUGCUUUUUAUACAUUUAAGAAGAAUUCAGUGCCAGGGAAUCACUUCUCCAGUUGAUUUGUGAAUAGUUAAAUAAAAUUGCUGAUAUUUACACCUCUU
Molecule: messenger RNA, 3471 nt
Organism: Gymnodraco acuticeps
Lineage: Eukaryota; Metazoa; Chordata; Actinopteri; Perciformes; Bathydraconidae
Gene: omgb
Product: oligodendrocyte myelin glycoprotein b
Biological process (GO): neuron projection regeneration
Molecular function (GO): protein binding
Source: RefSeq, a predicted model, not a curated record